AUGGCAUCUGCACACAUUGUCUUCUACCUGAUAUGUUUGUUCUUGGGUGUAAUUGCUCAGAAGAACAACAUGCAUUUAUCCUCCUCUGUUCAUGAAGAAGCACAUUUUAUAUCAGCUAAAUCUGGAGACAGCGUGACUUUACAUUGUUACUAUGAACAGAAUGUUGCUGCAUUUAUUUACUGGUAUAAACAAACUUUAGGAGAGAAACCAAAGCAUAUUUCUUCCUUCUAUAAGUCAGAAAACAAUUUUGUACAAUUUCAUGAUCCAUUCAACAAUAGUGCACGCUUCAGACUAGAUAAUGGAAAAGGAAAAAACCACUUGAUUAUCUCAGACUUAGGUGUUUCAGACUCAGCAACUUACUACUGUAUAUGUUCCUAUUUGUACACAUUAACAUUCUUAGAGACCAUUAUUGUCAGUGUCAAUGAUUCAGAUUUAAACAUACGAGCUUUAGUUCAUCAGUCAGCAUCUGAGACCAUCCAGCCAGGAGGCUCUGUAAGUCUGCACUGUAUGGUGCACACUAUGCUGAGCUGUGAUGGAGAACACAGUGUUUACUGGUUCAAAGACUCUGAAGAUUCUCAACCAGGACUCAUUUACACCCAUGGAGUCAGGAAUGAUCAGUGUGAGAGGAAAGACAACAAAAGAACACACAUCUGUGUCUAUAACUUGAGAAUGGAGAGCCUGAAUGUGUCUCACGCUGGGAUCUACUACUGUGCUGUCGCCUCAUGUGGACACAUACUGUUUGGAAACGGGACCAAGCUGGACUUUGGGGUUCGGCGAGAUUCUCCUGCCCUGAUGUAUUUCUUAAGCGCAGCUUUAACACUCACCACCAUCAUCAGCGUGUUAUCAACUUUGAUAGUGUAUAAGAUGAAAAGAAAGAACAACUGCCAAUCCAGAGACUCAAACACAAAUGAUUCUGUAAAUUUAGAGACAUCCUACAUCAUCCCGGUCCCCAAAAAGAACAAGCCCAAUGAGCUGAAUGACUUCCGACCGGUGGCACUGACAUCACAUCUUAUGAAGACUCUAGAGCGGCUCCUCCUCAACCUCCUCCGACCACAGGUACAACAUGCCCAGGACCCACUACAGUUCACCUACAAGGCAGAUGUCGGAGUGGAGGAUGCCAUUCUGUACCUUCUACACAGAGCCCACUCACACCUGGACAAGGGAGAAGGCACGGUCAGGAUCCUGUUUCUUGACUUUUCGAGUGCCUUUAAUACAAUCCGGCCCUGUCUGCUUCAGGAAAAACUAAACAGGAUACAGAUGGACCCCUGCCUGGUCGUUUGGAUCUCCGACUACCUCACUGACAGACGUCAGGCUAAAGGACAUCACGUCUGA
Pelmatolapia mariae (spotted tilapia) is the source of this 1332-nucleotide messenger RNA. RefSeq lists its product as uncharacterized. The record is from RefSeq and is a predicted model, not a curated record. Bases 1 to 1332 code for a protein of 443 amino acids. The transcript is spliced from 5 exons. NCBI's taxonomy places the organism in Eukaryota, Metazoa, Chordata, Actinopteri, Cichliformes, Cichlidae. Gene Ontology annotation, biological process: response to bacterium.